CUCACCCCAACCCGACCCCAUACAAAUCAUAAUUCUGCCUCGUCACCGCCGCAAGCCACCGCUAAAACCACCACUUCUGAUGACGUUGCCGCCACUGUUGGACUACCAUUUCAAGCCCAAGCCCUCUAUUUUCUGACACAACACAAGCCUAGGUCUUACCUGUCUUGUUGCUGAGCUUCUUUUGCCCCACACCCUGAUUCUCCAAUCCCCUUUUUCUGUUCAGAGGUUUUAAGAGAUCUCUUGGUGAAACUCUCUUCCUCUUUGGCUAUAUCUAUUUCAUUCAAACCAGAAUUUUACAAAUCGAUCAGAUUUACUACAGAAUCUGAGGGUGUAAUCUCAUUUACCCAUUACCAGCAGCUAAUGAUAAUACAAUCUUGAUUGGGGAAAGAGGAGUUGGCGGGAUGCUAGUUUCUGGAAUUGGAAUAAACUAUUGUAAAUGUCAGCUAUAUUACGACGUCUCAGAUGGGUCAUAACUGGUCUGAACAAAUCAGCGCCUAAGAAACUACAUAUUACUGAUGUGAGACCCUUGCCUCUGUUAACCCCGUCUCAACAGAAACAGACACAAUUGCUUGACCCCAGCUCCCUGGAGCCUAAAGCUAAAGAAUCUGAACAACCAAUGCUGGAGGCUGUCCAUGAGAUUGCCAUUUACAUUCACCGGUUUCACAACCUUGAUUUAUUCCAGCAAGGGUGGUAUCAGAUCAAAAUAACAAUGAGGUGGGAGGAUGAUGAGUACAGCUCAUUGGGAACUCCAUCAAGAGUUGUUCAAUAUGAAGCUCCUGAUAUGGGUUGUGAUGACAUAUGUGGAAUAUGGAGAAUCAAUGACACAGACCAUAGCUUUUCAACUCAGCCUUUUCGAAUUAGAUAUGCCAGGCAGGAUGUUUUUUUGUCAAUGAUGGUUGCUUUCACGUUACCUCUCAGUAAACAUGAGGGUGUAUCCACAUCAGCUGUUUUAUUGAAGUUUGAGCUCAUGUAUGCUCCAGUGUUGGAGGGCAGCUCUAAUUUGCUAGCUUCAUUGGAUGCAUGCCCUGCUGCUGUUCAUGAAUUUCGUCUUCCUCCCAAAUCUCUUCUGGGGCUACACACAUAUUGCCCUGUUCACUUUGAUGCCUUUCAUUCAGUUCUAGUUGAUAUCACCGUACACAUCAGCCUUCUAAAAGGUGGCCUUUUGCCCUCCUCACUGCAGGUACCCAGUGGUUCUCUAGGUCGUGAAGUUGCUGGCGAAAAGAAUGAUACCUCAAAGCAAGUAUUGCUUAUUAAGGCAUUUGUAACUGCUCGUGAUCUGCUCAUUGAAGAAUUACAAAAUCUCAGCAAGGCUAUUAAUCAAACAGUUGAUAUUCCUGAUUUUACUUCUAAGCUUGAUGAUAAUGAGUUUUUGGGAUGCUUUGCAAGCAGGGAUGAGGAAAAUACUGAUCUUGUUGUUUCAGGAAAAGAGUCGAGCGAAUACAAUAAUGGCUUUCAGAAAGGAAACAUUGACACUCAAAGUUUUAGAACUCUGGAUUCGUUAUCUAAUGAUGAAUUACUCUGCUCAUUUCACUUACUUGGGAAUCAAACAUUUCACUUGUGGAGUACGUUUUCGAAGUUUCACAGGGCUAACAAAAUAAAGAUUCUUGAACAUUUACAAGAUCAAUGGGCUAUUGAUCGGAGAGCGGAAUGGUCAAUAUGGAUGGUUCACUCUAAGGUUGAGAUGCCUCAUCAAUAUAUAAGUAGUGCUGUUGAUGACUCGUCCUACCAUGGUUUUCAUGGGAGAGCACCUGUUUUGCGGAAAAUUUCUGAGGAUCCAGCCCAAACUGCAGCUAUGCGAGCUGAGCUUCAUAGACGAAGUAUUGCCCAAAUGAGAAUCAAUAGUAGAUCCAUUCAAGACCUGCAUAUAUUUGGAGAUCCAUCACGGAUUCCAAUCAUGCUUGUAGAGCGCACUGUAAAUGCACCAUUACGUUCAACCAGUGGAAAUUCAUACUUCAGCCGUGCGGAUCAGAAGAACAAAGUUAGCCCACUUUCAGAAGUUGGAUCCAAAGCGAUGGACAAAUUAUCUGGUGUGAGCUCCCGGCAAAGUGGUCGUGUUUUGAAAAUAGUUGUCUUUGUCCAUGGGUUUCAGGGGCAUCACCUGGACUUGCGACUAGUUCGUAAUCAAUGGCUUUUGAUUGAUCCUAAGGUAGAAUUUUUAAUGUCAGAGGUUAAUGAAGAGAAAACAUCUGGAGAUUUUAGAGAAAUGGGACAGAGACUAGCUCAAGAAGUAGUCUCUUUCAUAAAGAAGAAGAUGGAUAAGGUCUCUAGAUCUGGAGGUUUACGAAGUAUAAAGCUAAGCUUCGUUGGACAUUCAAUUGGGAACAUCAUUUUGAGAACUGCAUUAACAGAGAGUGUUAUGGAACCAUACCUCAGAUUCCUUUAUACCUAUGUAUCUGUUUCUGGUCCACAUCUAGGAUAUUUGUACAGCUCAAAUUCUUUAUUCAAUUCUGGAUUGUGGCUCUUGAAGAAGCUCAAGGGCACACAAUGCAUUCAUCAGCUUACUUUCACGGAUGAUCCAGAUCUCCAAAAUACUUUUCUGUACGGACUUUGUAAGCAAAAGACCUUGGAGAACUUCAGGAACAUUAUUCUCUUAUCUUCACCGCAGGAUGGUUACGUGCCAUAUCAUUCUGCAAGAAUUGAAAUGUGUCAAGCAUCUUCAGGGGACAACUCGAAGAAGGGUAAAGUUUUUCUGGAGAUGCUUAAUGAUUGCUUGGACCAGAUACGUGCGCCCUUGUCUGAACCCAGAGUAUUCAUGCGGUGCGAUGUUAAUUUUGAUAUCUCCUUGCAUGGGAGGAGCUUGAAUACUAUCAUUGGACGAGCAGCUCAUAUAGAAUUCUUGGAGUCAGACAUAUUUGCCAGAUUCCUUAUGUGGUCAUUCCCAGAACUCUUCCGGUGAUUCAAGGAAUUUUUUUUUCUCCCAUUUUUGUGGUAUAGGUGAUUUUAACCAAAGACAAAGAACCAGAGCUUUUGAUGGCUGUGUGACCUCCAAUUUUUGAAGUGAGGAGGGAGGCCAGCCAACUUAUGGUUUCUGGAUUUGGCAUUGCCCCUGGGAGUGGAGCUUAAAUCUGAAUGUUAAAGGAUGCAGCUGAGUGAAGGUGUGUGGAUGGAUGAUGUUUUGCUGUAACAAAUGGGCAGUUCACUGAGAAAGCAAUUCCGCUUUUGGCUGAAAGCCCUUUUUUUUUUUUUUGCAUUUUUUCCCACCCCCACCCCUUUAAGGUGUACCUAUGUAUUUAGAGUAGUAUUUAGUUAGGUAGAUUGUGUACUUUUUUAGUUAAUUAUUACUGUAUACAUGUUUUAUAAUAGCAGAUUUAGGUGAUAAAUUUCAUAGGGGUGUGUUUGUACAUUGGUUGAGGAAGUUUAUGGGGUGUCGGGGAAGUUGAUGAUGAGGAUAUUGUUGUAUCUUUUGUGCAGCGAGAGAAAUCAUGCACAUGUGUAAUGAAUCCUCAAAAAAGAAGAAGGUUUCUUAAUGCUAAUAUGAUGGUUUAGUAGGUAA
Messenger RNA from Coffea eugenioides, 3493 nucleotides. Its product is annotated as protein FAM135B-like. Bases 437 to 2896 code for a protein of 819 amino acids. The transcript has 17 exons. The record is from RefSeq and is a predicted model, not a curated record. Lineage: Eukaryota; Viridiplantae; Streptophyta; Magnoliopsida; Gentianales; Rubiaceae.